This is a messenger RNA of Aspergillus wentii DTO 134E9, 2468 nucleotides long. RefSeq lists its product as uncharacterized. Gene Ontology annotation, cellular component: cytoplasm. NCBI's taxonomy places the organism in Eukaryota, Fungi, Ascomycota, Eurotiomycetes, Eurotiales, Aspergillaceae. The coding region runs from base 120 to 2237 and encodes 705 amino acids. The record is from RefSeq and is a predicted model, not a curated record. The transcript is spliced from 8 exons. Gene Ontology annotation, molecular function: oxidoreductase activity.
GUCCUAUCGUACCCUCGUAAUUGUUGUAUAGAUAGUUCCAACUGUUUAUUAUAUCUUUCUUUCUUCUCUUGCAUCUACUUUCUUCUCUGUUGCUCUAAAUAAUCCAAAUCACAUCAGGAAUGUCUUCCAAAAACGUUGUCUUCGAUGUCGUCGGGACUCUUGUCUCGUACGACCGUGUCUUUGCGGGCAUCGACACCCGGUUGGGCUCUCGUCUGACUGCAGAGGGCAUCAAGCCAUGGCUAUUGGGAUACACCUGGAUCGAAUGUGCUGAGCGUGAGUAUACAUAUCUCAGCAUGUCCGGCAAAUAUGUCCCAUUCGCAGACGUCUUCCGCGCCCUCUUCUACCGCAUGCUCUGGAUGGCUGGCAUUCAGGAACCGCGUGCCUUUGCAACAUCGGAUGACCUCGAGUACAUCAUGGAGGAAUACAAGAAACUGGAGAUGCGACCAGGCGCAAAGGAGUGUAUACAGAAGCUGCGCGACGCCGGCUUCACCGUGUGGGGCUUCACGGCCGGGGAUCUGGUGCGCGUGGGGGGAUAUUUCGCACAUGCUGGCAUCGAGCUGGCCGCAGAGAAUCUGCUGUCGUGCGACUCGCAGGGACUGGGAAAGCCAGAUCCAGCAGCGUAUAAGCCUCUCUUGGAUAGGUUGAUCGCGGAGAAUGAUGGAAAGAAGCCGUGGUUUGCCGCAGCCCACAUGUGGGAUGUGUCGGCGGCUAGAAGAGCGGGAUUCAAAGGGGCCUAUUGUACGAUAUGGGAGAAAGAGCCAUUGCAUGAGUUGUUUGGAGAUAUGGAUGCGAUCGAUGAUACAUUGCCAGGCAUGGCAGACAAGAUCAUCGCAGCGCAGUCGGCUGAAAACAUAAACAUGGCCAAACAUACACCCGUCCCCAAUGGAACAACUUCAUUCUGGCGAGAUUCACCUCUUCCGUUCGACAAUCACCAAUCCACCGAACAUCUGCCAGAAACAUGCGACAUUGUUGUUAUUGGAGCUGGAUACGCCGGGGCAUCGAUUGUCCAUCACAUUCUCAACCAGACGGAUGCUGCGUCAAAGCCAUCAAUUGUCAUAUUAGAAGCCCGACAGGCUUGUUCUGGCGCGACCGGUCGGAAUGGAGGGCAUAUGAAGCCAGACUCGUAUAAUGGAAUCUCUCGUCUUGCUGCAGAAUAUGGCGUUGAUGCUGCAGCUGAAGUUGCUGCAUUUGAGAACAAACACGUUCACUUUCUCAAGGACUUUGUGGAUAAAGAAGGGAUUGACUGCGAUUAUGUUGUCACCAAGGCCCUUGACGUCCAUCUGAGUGAAACUCAUUGCAACAAAGUCAAGGACGGGCGUGACCGAUUGGUAGCCAGUGGAUGCCGUCCGACCAGAGACGUCGGCUAUAUUGACACGAACGAGGCAGAAGAGAAAUCAGGAGUGAAAGGCGCAGUCGGCUGUUUCACCUACGAUGCUGGUCAUCUCUGGCCCUACAAGUUCGUCCUGCAUCUCUUGAACAAAGCCGUCACUCACGGCGUCAAUCUCCAGACCAACACGCCUGUAUCCCAGAUAUCUGCCAGUGCUGCAUCCAGUCCAUGUCGCUGGACAGUCGAAACGCCCCGGGGACCCCUGACUACAAAGGAUGUGAUCUUCGCAACAAACGCCUAUACCUCUGCUCUGGCACAUCAGUAUAAGAACAAGAUUAUUCCCGUCAGAGGCACAUGCAGCCGGAUUGUUGUUCCCAAAGAGGCUUCCGUUCCUCGCCUAACAAAUACAUAUACAUUGCGCUGGAAUAGCUGGGACUAUGACUAUUUGAUCCCUCGAGAUGACGGCAGCAUUGUCGUUGGUGGUGCUCGUUCAGCAUUCAUCCACGAUCUAGACAACUGGUACAAUGUCAGCGAUGACAGUCGGGUAUUGCAGCCGGCUGCUCGAUAUUUCGAUGGUUACAUGCAAAGAAAUUUUAAAGGAUGGGAGAACAGCAAUGCAUAUACAGACAGAGUGUGGACUGGCAUUAUGGGAUAUUCAUCCGACGGACUCCCACACAUUGGCAAAGUCCCUGGUCGCGAGGGACAGUAUAUUAUCGCGGGAUUUACAGGCCACGGGAUGCCGGAGAUCUUCCUGGCAGCAGAAGGAGUGGCAAAGAUGGUUGUUAAAGGGGUCGAAUUUGAAAGGACGGGAUUGCCACGACUCUUCGAAUCGACGCAGUCGCGGUUGGAUGAUUCUCGCAAUUCCAUACUGGAUAAUGUGCCAAUGGUUGUUCUAGAGCCACGGUUGUAGCUGCUAUCUAGUGGUACUUAAUUACCAUACACAUAGUUUACUCUUUACCGUGUCGGCAGUUGGGACUAUGAGAUGCUGAUGCCGGACAAUUACGCCAUAACUAGCACAAUCACAACACCACGAUAUUAACACCAACAGGGAUUAAUGCACGUAUUCUAAAAGAGGGGUCUGGCGUUCGGAAAUUUACCGAUAGUUGUUUAAAUACUGCAGGGGAAAUGAAUUCGUUGACAG